CACGCCACUUUACCCAUUUCUAGAGAUUUCAUCAUUCAGUCCCUGACGUGUGCAGCUUGCCUUGUACCGGCCUUUCCAGUCCAUGCUUCUCAAAGCUGCACCCACCCUGCUCAGAAUCUGCGUGCAGACUGCAAUCAAACCGCCUGCUUUCUACCUAUCGGCCGGUGUUGUAUCAAGUCGAGACCCUCUCUGUGCGCAGCACAAAGGCAGGCUCUUCUCCGUGUCAGCCCGAUCGCUGAAAAACAACAAGAGAAAAAGUCUUUGGCAGCAGUUUGCAGAAAGGAGAAACAUGGAUGGUAAUACUGAAGAGGUGCUGGCUCCUCUGAGGAAGGCAGUGAAGGAACAGGGGGACUUGGUGCGGCAGCUCAAAGAAGAGAAAGCCCCAGCUGUAGAUGUCAGUAAAGCUGUGGCAGAGCUGAAGGCUCGCAAGCGGGUUCUGGAGGCUAAGGAGCUGGCUCUGCAGCCCCAGGAUGACAUCGUCGACAGACCUAAACUGGAGGACACCCUGAAGAGGAGGUUCUUCUACGACCAGGCCUUUGCCAUCUAUGGGGGUGUCAGUGGACUGUAUGAUUUUGGCCCUGUUGGCUGUGCCCUGAAGAACAACAUCAUUCAGCUCUGGCGGCAGCACUUCAUUCAGGAGGAGCAGAUCCUUGAAAUCGACUGCACCAUGUUAACCCCAGAGGCAGUCCUCAAGACCUCUGGACAUGUUGAAAAAUUUGCUGAUUUCAUGGUGAAGGAUGUAAAGAAUGGAGAAUGCUUCCGUGCAGACCACCUCUUGAAAGCUCAUCUUCAGAAGUUAAUGUCGGAUAAGAAGUGUGCAGCAGAGAAGAGGGCAGAGAUGGACAGUGUUGUCACUCAGUUGGACAACUACAGCCAGCAGGAGUUAGCUGAGCUGUUUGUGAAGUACAAUGUGAAAUCUCCUGUCACUGGAAACGAUGUGAGCCCUCCCAUCUCCUUCAACCUCAUGUUCCAGACGUGCAUCGGGCCAGGAGGAAACAUGCCAGGCUAUCUGAGGCCUGAGACUGCUCAGGGAAUCUUUCUGAAUUUCAAACGCUUGCUGGAGUUCAACCAGGGCAAGUUGCCCUUCGCUGCCGCGCAGAUUGGGAACUCCUUCAGGAACGAGAUCUCUCCUCGCUCCGGCCUCAUCAGAGUCAGAGAGUUCACCAUGGCAGAAAUCGAGCACUUCGUGGAUCCCAAUGAUAAAAGUCACCCCAAGUUCCAGAGCCUGGCGGACCUGGAGCUCACCCUGUACUCCUCCAAGGCUCAGACCAGCGGCCAGUCUGCACACAAGAUGAAGCUGGGAGAUGCAGUUGAGCAGGGUGUGAUCAACAACUCCGUCCUGGGAUAUUUCAUUGGGAGGAUCUACCUGUACCUGGUGAAAGUAGGGGUCUCUCCAGACAAGCUGCGAUUCCGUCAGCACAUGGACAAUGAGAUGGCCCACUACGCCUGUGACUGCUGGGAUGCUGAGACCAAGACAUCUUACGGCUGGAUUGAGAUUGUGGGCUGUGCUGACCGCUCCUGCUAUGACCUGACCUGCCAUGCCCGAGCCACCAAGGUGCCCCUAGUGGCUGAGAAACCCCUAAAGGAAGCCAAGACAGUCAAUGUUGUUCAGUUCGACGCCAACAAGGGAGCAAUCGGAAAAGCUUACAAGAAGGACGCCAAGCUGGUGAUGGAAUAUCUAGCCAUCUGUGACGAGUGUUACAUCACAGAGCAGGAGAGACUCCUUAAUGAGAUCGGAGAGUUUACCAUCGAGACUGAAGGGAAGACCUUUAAACUGACCCAGGACAUGGUCAGUGUGAAGAGAUUUCAGAAGAUCCUGCACGUGGAGGAAAUUGUCCCCAACGUGAUUGAGCCGUCCUUCGGUAUUGGAAGAAUCAUGUACUCCAUCUUUGAACACACAUUCCAUGUCCGUGAAGGAGAUGAGCAGAGAACAUACUUCAGCUUUCCUGCCACUGUAGCGCCAUACAAAUGCUCCGUCCUGCCUCUGAGUCAGAAUCAUGAGUUUGUGCCUUUUGUCCGAGAGCUGUCCGAAGCCCUGACCAGAAACGGAGUCUCUCACAAGGUGGACGAUUCUUCCGGCUCCAUCGGGAGGCGCUACGCCAGGACUGACGAGAUCGGCGUGGCGUUCGGCAUCACCAUCGAUUUCGACACAGUUAACAAGACCCCUCACACAGCCACUCUGAGAGACCGGGACUGCAUGCGGCAGAUCAGGGCGGAGGUAUCUGAUCUUCCCUCCAUUGUGCGUGACCUGGCUAACGGCGUCACCACCUGGGCUGAAGUGGAAACCAAGUACCCGAUCUUUGAGGGGCAGGAGACCGGGAGAAAAGAGAUGACUGAGGAGUAAACACGACUGCACCAGAGCGUCAAAAUACAGACCAGCAACAACAGCAGCAACAAAACCUUUGUACUGUUAAUAGAACAAUUUUAUCUGCAGUGUGAUUUGCAUACCUCAGUAUGAACCCAGUGACGUUCUCCCCUGUGUUUCACUGAACCGUGAUGUUCUGUAACGAUAAUACUUUAAAUAAACCAAAUCAAAACUG
Messenger RNA from Acipenser ruthenus (sterlet), 2540 nucleotides. RefSeq names its product glycine--tRNA ligase. The transcript is spliced from 17 exons. The coding region runs from base 83 to 2344 and encodes 753 amino acids. Gene Ontology annotation, molecular function: ATP binding; glycine-tRNA ligase activity. Lineage: Eukaryota; Metazoa; Chordata; Actinopteri; Acipenseriformes; Acipenseridae. The record is from RefSeq and is a predicted model, not a curated record. Gene Ontology annotation, cellular component: cytoplasm; mitochondrion. Gene Ontology annotation, biological process: mitochondrial glycyl-tRNA aminoacylation.